Messenger RNA from Pygocentrus nattereri (red-bellied piranha), 1704 nucleotides. RefSeq names its product homeobox C5a (gene hoxc5a). Gene Ontology annotation, molecular function: RNA polymerase II cis-regulatory region sequence-specific DNA binding; DNA-binding transcription factor activity, RNA polymerase II-specific. NCBI's taxonomy places the organism in Eukaryota, Metazoa, Chordata, Actinopteri, Characiformes, Serrasalmidae. Gene Ontology annotation, cellular component: nucleus. The record is from RefSeq and is a predicted model, not a curated record. Bases 132 to 833 code for a protein of 233 amino acids. Gene Ontology annotation, biological process: anterior/posterior pattern specification; regulation of transcription by RNA polymerase II. The transcript is spliced from 2 exons.
GGCACCAAAUCCAAUAAACAGUAUAAACAACAAACAACAAACAACCUAUGUAUGCUUUAUGUUGAUUUCUGGUGUGACUGCGUGUUUCUGGUGCUCGAGUCCUCUCUAGGCUGUUUUGUUUCGGAAGUAGAAUGAGCUCGUACGUAGGGAACUCCUUUUGUAAGCCGACGCACGACGCGUCCUCUUUCACCAUGCACACUUUUGGCAACUAUGGGUCUCUCUCAGAGUUCCACCAGUCCAAUUAUGCUUACGGAGGGCUCGAUCUCAGUGGAGCUCUAGCCCCUCAAGUGUCCUCCAACUCCCCGAAACGGGAGGCGAUGAGCACACACGACCGUGCCAGGAUCAGCGCACCACCACCACAUCGACAACCCUGCGCAGCGGUGGGCUCCCCAAGCCCCGUUAGCACACGCGGGUACAACUUGCUCGGUCACGGACUGUUGAGCCAAAAAUCCGAGGAGAUUAUGGAAGUUACGGAGAAGCCCAGCGACAAGAGCCAGGCUGGAGAUGUGAAGCUGGAGAGCACUCCAACGAUCAAACAGCAAACUAAUUCGACUGAGCACCAGACCCAGUCGCAACCGCAGAUCUAUCCGUGGAUGACCAAGCUGCACAUUAGCCACGAAUCUGAUGGUAAAAGGUCACGAACCAGUUACACCCGCUACCAGACUCUGGAGUUGGAGAAAGAGUUCCAUUUCAACCGAUACCUCACACGGCGCAGGCGAAUCGAGAUCGCCAAUAACCUCUGCCUAAACGAGAGGCAAAUCAAAAUCUGGUUCCAGAACCGCCGCAUGAAGUGGAAGAAGGACUCAAAACUGAAAGUCAAAGGUGCUCUUUAAUGUGAUGGCAUGGUGAGAGAAUUAUGGCAUGGCAACGUGCCAAACAGGAUGGAAAUCCAACUUAAGUUUAUCACAGUACCUUCAAUGUUUGGAAAUUAUUUCAUGCCUUUUAAGUACAGGCCAUACAGGCCGUUUACGUGUUUGUAAAAUUGUCGUUAUGUAAUAUGUAUUGUCGCAUCACUUGUUGAGUUCAUAAGACUGCCAGAGAGGAGGGGCUUAUUUGGACCACGCCCAUUCCCGUUUAUUUUACAAUAUAGGUUGGUUGUGGAACUGUAACUAUAGUGGUUGGAGAGUUCAUUGUUUAUGGGUGAAGAAAAAGGAAAUAUUGUUUUGUUUCAAAAUGUGUACAUAUGUGACAUUCGAGCUUUGAAUAUGAAUUAAUUUGCCUUCUGUAUGUUACUUUUGUAUGUCUAAUAGACUAUGUCUGUAUAUUGUACUGUCUAACGUGAACGCAUCAACAAGACGAGCACAGUAAUGACGAACUGCACGCAACGCGAGUAACUGAGCAUAUAUUGUUAUAUUAUGCACUGUACGCUGCACUAUCACGCUAAGUCUUUGUGUUUCCUUACACUGUGGUUUUCUUUUGCUGUUGAAGACUGUAAAUGGUUAGUCUGACUUUCUACCAGUAAAGUAAACUAUUCGAGUUUGUUAGAACCAACAGGGGCGCGGUCAGUCAAGGGCUGACCAGUGAAAUGUUACAUAGUCCACUUUUUAUAAUUUUUUUUUAGUCUUCAAUUGGUAAGAAGUGUGACAUCAUGUGUUUCUCCAUUUUAGGGGCUAAAUACGUCUAAAUGCUUAAUUAUAGUUUAUAAGCUCUGUAUAUAAGUGAAAUAAUGUGGUGGCCUCACGAUGAAAUAAACUUACGACUGAA